This is a messenger RNA of Candoia aspera, 1550 nucleotides long. RefSeq names its product NALCN channel auxiliary factor 1 (gene NALF1). The coding region runs from base 284 to 1408 and encodes 374 amino acids. NCBI's taxonomy places the organism in Eukaryota, Metazoa, Chordata, Lepidosauria, Squamata, Candoiidae. Gene Ontology annotation, molecular function: stretch-activated, monoatomic cation-selective, calcium channel activity. The transcript has 3 exons. Gene Ontology annotation, cellular component: plasma membrane. The record is from RefSeq and is a predicted model, not a curated record. Gene Ontology annotation, biological process: calcium ion import across plasma membrane.
UGGGGGCCUGCGCUCUGACCAUGCCCGGGUGACAGGAAAGGCGAGGGAGGCAGGGGACGGCUACCGGCCCGGCCCAGCCCAGCCCAGCGCGCAGGAGCACCAGCACCAUCGCCACCAUUCGCACCUACAACGCCGCCGCGGCCGCCCCCACCCCCGUCGUCACCCUUCGCUGAGGGGGGAGCCUGGCGCCCCGCCGCCCAGUGUCCAUGCCCGUGGGGCCGUCGAGCCCGGCUGCGGAGCCCCCGUCGCCGUGGAGCCGGCCGGGGCUGCGCGCUCCCGAAAUAUGAGCAGCCGCCCCACGGGAGGAUCCGGCUCGGGCGUGUGCUUCGGCCCGCGGGACACCGACAAGCCCUUCGCCGACUCGGAGCGGGCGCAGAAAUGGCGCCUGUCGUUGGCCUCCCUACUCUUCUUCACCGUCCUGCUCUCCGACCACCUGUGGCUCUGCGUUGAGGCCAGGCAAGUCGCCGCCGGACGCCAUCGGGACCGGGAGCGCCGCGCGGAGCCGGGCAUGGAGCACGACGUGGGGGGGACGGCCCCCAGCAGCAGCCCCGCGGCGCCGGCCGCCGGCCAGUGCUUCAGCUUGCUGGGCGACGCCGAGGCUGCCUGUCGCCGCCUGCAGCCCGGGGGUUCGGCCCAGGCGGAGCUCUACCUUCCCUUUUGUAAUUCCUACACGCUGCGCGAGCUGUUCGCCGGGCUUUCCCGCCCGGACUCGCUGAACUGCACUGUGGACAACGGCGAGGACGACGACGACGGGGGCGCUGGGGAAGGGGAUCGGCGCAGCAGGGAGGAGGAUUGGCUUCGCUCCUGCCGCCGCUGCGUCCUGGUUUACCAGCGGUACGAUCGGCAAGCUCAGGACCGCUACCGGGAGUUCGAGCUCGUGCUCCAAAAAUACCUGCAAGCGGAGGAGUACUCGGUGAAAUCCGGUCCGGAGGAUUGCAAGACUGUCUACAAAGCCUGGCUCUGUUCCCAGUAUUUUGAAGUCACACAGUCUCACUGCAACAACACAAUUCCUUGCAAGCAAUACUGUUUGGAGGUUCAGACAAGGUGUCCAUUUAUAUUACCAGAUAAUGAUGAUGUCAUCUAUGGAGGAUUAUCCAGUUUCAUCUGUACAGGGCUCUAUGACAAUUAUCCAACCAAUGCAGAACCAGAAUGCUGUGAUGUCAGAUGGGGACUCUUAUCCGAUAACCAAUCCAAAGGGACUAUAAAAACAAGUGACUCAAUGAUGUGUCACCGGACAUCACUCACAGUUUCAUCAGCAUCAAGACUGUGUAACAGCAGACUUAAACUGUGUGUUCUUGUAUUAAUUCUCUUACAUACAGUACUCACUGUCUCAGCAGCACAGAACUCAACAGAACUGGGCUUUGGAGGCAUAACAAAUUUGGAAGAUAAUUCAACCAAUGAGGAAUAAGAGACCUGAUCCAUCUCCUCCCACAGGCACACAGCAGGCCCACGCAUACUGCAGUCAAACCCAAAAGACUGGACCUUUUUGCCCUCUGUUCACUCCUCCAAAGGCCUUCUGGGUAAAACUCGAUAGAUGGGCCACUAUCCAA